AUGAUAGACAAAACGGAAAUUGUUAUGAUAGGUAUCGGCGGGGCAUCAGCUUCCGGAAAAAGUACGCUUUCCAGUCUUCUCGCUCGUAUUUUCCAAAAUAGCACGAAUUUUUCACAAGACAAUUUUUUCAAGAAUAUAUCCCAAAUCGCAACCAUCCCCGAAAUGGAUGACUAUCCUCUCUUGGAAUCCCCUGAUGCACUUGAUUUUCCCACCUUUAUAGAAACGUUGAAACACUUUCGUCAAACGGGUUCUUCCAUCAAUCCUCAAAAAGAAGGUUUGGUGAUCAAGAAACGUUUUGAGGGAAGUCCUCACUUAGAAUCCUUGGUGAAAAGUUUAUCUUUGAAAGUUAGAGAUACUCUUGAAGAUGAUGAAUGGAAGUUUUCUUUCGUAGACGGGUACCUCUUAUAUUGGGAUAUUGAAGUUGUAAAGGAAUUGGAUCUAAGAUUUUUUGUUCAAGCCGACUAUGGAAUUGUGAAAGAACGAAGAAAAGAUAUCUCAAGCGAUGAAAGCUGGUUUGAACCGUUAGGAUACUUUGACACGUAUGUCUGGCCGUACUACUUAAAAUUCCAUGAACCUUUGUUUAAUGGAUUUUUUGAAACUGGACGGACAACGGAUAGUGUAGUGGUGCUUAAGUCUAAUUAUGUGGACGAUCUGUAUAAAAAUUUAGAAAUAACCGUAGAAAAAAUUUUGGAGUAUGUCAAGGCAAAAAAAAUUGAAAGAAAUCUAUGA
Messenger RNA from Acaulospora morrowiae, 729 nucleotides. The record is from the annotation of a GenBank genome assembly. Lineage: Eukaryota; Fungi; Glomeromycota; Glomeromycetes; Diversisporales; Acaulosporaceae.